AUGUCCAGCAUCCUACUGGGAGAAGAACAGGGAGACAAGGUCAGGGCGUGGAGAGAACUGUUACACCUGUUCGAACUGUCGUCUGGGGACACACAACAUGGCACUGCAACGAAUCACGAUGCCCUUGGCGUUCCACUUGCGACCAUCAUGAGAUGUCAGCACUUGUCAUCCAAUCCUACCAGUGCUCGUCGUAGGCGACGCCAUUGGGGCACCGCCCACAUCUUGAUCAGGGACAAGAUCAUUCAGCUUUCGAGCGCCAGUUGCAUAUUCGCGGAUUCGAAUGCACUGUGGGAUGCAUUCACAGACAUCGCGUGCAAUGCCAUGCAGCAUGCGGAUACCCUCUCGCGAUCAAGUCAUCCCACUAUUCCGCCCGCUGUCAUGAGUCACAACCCAAACGGGAAAGUGUAUGAAGCGCUGUGGCCGAGGUCUGUUCAGGAAUCUACCACGGCACCGUACACGCGCGACGACAAGAUGCAACACUCACUCGAAGAGGUCAGGAGGUUUUCCACGAGCAGCGACGAUGAUACAAUCGCCGCUCGUGCAUGCAUCGAACACGUCCUCAACUGA
Molecule: messenger RNA, 567 nt
Organism: Fibroporia radiculosa
Lineage: Eukaryota; Fungi; Basidiomycota; Agaricomycetes; Polyporales; Fibroporiaceae
Exons: 2
Coding region: 1-567 (188 amino acids)
Source: RefSeq, a predicted model, not a curated record